Blastomyces dermatitidis ER-3 is the source of this 1323-nucleotide messenger RNA. Its product is annotated as glutathione-dependent formaldehyde-activating. Gene Ontology annotation, molecular function: carbon-sulfur lyase activity. The transcript is spliced from 2 exons. Bases 304 to 753 code for a protein of 149 amino acids. The record is from RefSeq and is a predicted model, not a curated record. Lineage: Eukaryota; Fungi; Ascomycota; Eurotiomycetes; Onygenales; Ajellomycetaceae.
CGGACACAUUAGUGAAGUUGGUACGAGUAUUACUUGGGUGUCCAUCCGGGUUGCUGACACCAGAGUAACACUCAGCCGGAGAGUAUAUAAAUGUCCCAUUACCCAGUGCAGGCAAUCCCUCUUCAUUCAAAUAUUUUUUCUCCAUUUAUUUGUUUCAAGAAGAGAAUAUAGCAGAGACACUGGGAGAACCUUUUCGAGCAAUAGUUAUAUUUUCCCGCUGAAGCACAGCCGACCGAACCGUCAUUCCAUUCCAUACAUCACACUCUAGGUCAAUAAAAAGAACAAAAGCCCAACGAAGACACCAUGGCAACCGAAACCGCGCCCCCGUCGUCCAAAAAGCUCUACACGGGCAGCUGCCACUGCGGCUUCGUGAAAUACACCGUGAACGUCGACAUCAACCAGAUCCCCCCCAGCCGCUGCAACUGCACCAUCUGCCUCAAAAAGGGCUCGAUAUCCGUCCGGCCAGAGAAACGAGAGGACAUCACGCUGCUUUCCCCGGCCACAGUUGACGAGCUGACCGAGUACAGCUUCGGCGAGAAGAGAAUGCGCCAUUACUUCUGCCAGACGUGCGGGGUCGCCUGUUUCAUUUUUGGGAAGUAUGGGGACAUGUAUUUUUGGGUUGUGAAUGGGUUGACGAUUGAUACGGACCAGGGGAUUGAUUGGAGUACGAUUCGGUUGCAGUAUUGGGAUGGUAUCCAUAAUGGGUGGGAGAAGGGGACGAGAAGUGAGCCGUAUCCGAACGGGAGUUGGUGAGGAGUGAGUACAUGGUUAUCUAUUUAUCUAUUUAACUUUUAUAUUUUUUGACCUUCUCUUUAAUACUGCUUUUUUCAUCCUCUCUCUCCUGUUGUGCAAACAGGUUGGGGAUUUUGAGGGCUGAGCAUUUGAGGGGCUCAACUCUAUAUGAGAUCCAUGGAUCUAUCUAUGGAUAAGAUGGCUCUACAACGCUGAAUUUCUCUAUCACUGACAGACAGGCAAUGAAAUACGAUUUCUAUAUCGUCAUAUUUUAUCUCGUGCUAUAUAGAUGACAAUCUGAUCUCUUCUUCUUGAUAGCUGUGUUUUCUCCAACUGAACCAAUGCAGAUACGGUAAUAUUGAGAUGGAUAGAGGCUAGCCGAAUAGUAUGGAAGAACAAUAAUAAUAGCCUCACUCAUAUUGUAUCUGAAGAAUGUCUACUAAGCAAAUCUAGUCAACAAAAUAGCUAACUCUAGAUAUUUAACACCAGAAUUUACCGACCGUUUAUGUGGUUGAGGAGCGGUUGAGAAUAUUGAGAGAAUUGUAAAAAGUAGACUCUUCGUUUCCCAAUCUACAGCUACUAUAAAGGCUC